GAGACAGGACCACCGACACCAGGCGGCCAUGCUGGCCGGUUCUAUUGCUGCCGCAUCUGUCCGCCCGGAGGAAAGGACACCGGGAAGGGAAAGACGGCAGGGGCGGGCAGCAAUCGGGACGGCACUCUGGGAGGCAGGGCCAAGGGGAAGACGGCGGUUGCGGGCGGCACUGAUGGCAGCGGGGCCGGCACUCACCAUCCGACCAGAAGCACAGAGGCAGCGACGGCGCACCCUACCCGGCCGCAGGGAGGCAGUUCAGCGGGGAGGAAGGCGCGGGAGGCGGUCCUCUUGCCGCCGCCUCCUCACCCCGUCCGGCGCCGGCAGCCGCAGCAGCACCUCUGCCCGGCUUCUUCCUAUGCCUCCUUUUCCGGGUGGGGGGUUCCUCUAAAAAGGCUUUUCUGCUCCCAGCCUCCUCAAUUUGUUUGCCAGCAGGUGAGAGAACAAGGAGGUAACUCUUUCCUCUUUGCACUUCUCUCACUCCAGCAAGGGCGAAGCUCAGUCAGGCUCUCUGCGCUGUUUCCCCCACCGGAGAGAAACACCAGCACUUUUUCUCCCCGCGAACCCAAGCCUCUCUCUACUACACUACAGCAAGCAUAUACCAGGCAAGGCUGGCUUGCUUAGUGUGUGUCUGUGUCACGUCGCCGCCCGCACCGCAGCUUGCAAAGGAGAUGGGUGGUGGUGUGUGUAGAAUACCUCCAGCCUGAGUCUGCAGUGUGCACAUUUACUCGGAAGUAAGCCCUACCGAUUUCAACAAGGCUUACUCCAUAGUAAGUUAUUGCAUGCAGAAGACCCCAGGUUCAAGCCCUGGCAGCAUCUCCAGGGAGGGCUGGGAAAGACUCCUGCCUGGAACUUUGGGGAGAUGCUGCCAGUCAGUGUAGUAGGCAAUAGUGAGGUUGAUGAACGGAUCAAGGGUCUCUGACUUGAUAUACAACUUCCUACACAGCCAAUGUAAAGUAGACCAUAGUUUCAAAGAGGUAACUGCAGAGGAAAGGAAAGAAAGGAAGAGAAAGAAAUAAAAAAGAAACAACAAGAAAAAAGGGCAAGAGAAAAGGAAGAAUGAAUAAAGGGGGGGGGACCUAGCGCCCGUUAUUAUAACUGGCUUAAAAAUACUAGUAUCUAUAUAUAACAUCCAGAACACAUCAUAAUUGCUGGUAUUGGCAGCUAUUAGCUUUAAUAGCUAUAUAUUUCCAUCAGAGUCAAAGCAGCACCAUGCCCCUUAACAUCGGGAGCUAGGGAAUGCCCACAGGAGUGCGUUGGUGCCCUCUUCCCUCUGCUUGUGGGCUUCUCGGAAGCGCCUUCUUAGCCCCUCUGUGAGUCAGGAUGCUGGAUGGAUGGGCCUUUGCCCUGGUCCAGCAGGGCCUUUUCUUACAUUCUUAGGUAGCUGUGUUGGUCUGUUGACACCUCAGCCCUGGUUAUGUUUAUAUGGAAGUGAGUUUAGUGGGCUUCACUCCCGAUAAUCAUGUGUGUAGAGCUGCAAUUUGAGGGAUAGAAUUCAGAAGCCACAGUAGAGGGUGAUGGUUCCUUGUAUUAAGAUCAAGGAAAAGUUCGUAAAGAAUUGCCUCUUAGUUUCAGCAGGACUUAGCCGUGGCUAACUUGAACUAGAUCCUUGUGUGUGACUAACAGGGCUACCUCACUGGAAUUGGUUGUGAUAUUGACCACAGCCUUGUAAGUUUCUUUUUCAUUGGCCUGCUCCUGCCCUCUGAAGUCACACUGCUUUGUGAAUAUUUUUGUUGAGGGGCAGCUGUAUUACAAGUGAAUAAUGCUACAAUUCUCAGGGUGACACUUUAAAAAUCUUCCACUGAAAAAGAGGAGGGGUAUGUUUGUAUGUAUGUAUUGGGGCUGCUCAGCCUUUCAUUCAUUCAUUCAUUCAUUCAUUCAACUUCUAUCCCGCCCUUCUAAAAAUGGCUCAGGGCGGUUUACACAGAGAAAUAAUAAAAACCUUGGCCCUCCUGCAGAUGUUGGCCUACAAUUCCUGUUAUCCCUGGCUACUGGCCACUGGCUAUUGACUAUUGGGGAUCAUGGGAGUUGUAGUCCAAUAAUAGCUUGGGGGCCUAAUUUGAGUAGACUUGGCGUAUAUACAUAUAUAUGUGUGUGCUUGCGUGCUUGUGCGUGUGUAGCACACAUACAUGCCUCAUUUCUGAAUGUCGAGGUGCGGACAGAGGCACAAGAGUAUGACUGGUAAAAACACAAGUUUGGCAGCCUUGGAUGAGAGGGCUUCCUCCUGCCACCAGGGAUUGAGGCUUGCCUUUUGACAGCCCUGCCUUGGUAAUUCUAGGAGCUCCAAUCCUCCUGCCAUCCUCUCUUCCUCUCUGGCAAAGGGUUACUGUAUUACUGGGCCCCCCUCCCCCUUGUCGGAGGGAGGGCAUAUUUAUAUUGGAGAUGUGAGUGGCCUCUUUUCAAACCAAACUUUUGAGACACACUUGACUGUUGUAAGGUCUCCCUGUGAGCUCCGUGGAUGAGCAGCAAUUUGAACCUGGGAUUCCUACUUCCAGGCCUCACAUUCUAGUGGCUAGACUGUAUUUUAAUAAUGUAUUUAACAAGUUGAGGACUGUGUGCACACAUAGAUAGAUACUCAGGGGGCCAGAAAUGUUGGCUCUGUUCACCAGCCAGACAAAACAUUUUUACUUGUCAAGCUAGGUUGGUACAUUACUUGUCAGGAGUUGUUUCACAUGUCACAGACAAGUAGACAAGUGCAUUUCCUGAGCCCUGUAACAGUAAAGUGUGCCAUUGAGUCGAUGUCGACUCCUGGCAACCGCAGAGCACUGUGGUUGUCUUUGGUAGAAUAUAGGAGGGGUUUACCAUUGCCAUCUCCCGUGCAGUAUGAAAUGAUGCCUUUCAGCAUCUUCCUAUAUAGCUGCUGCCCGAUAUAGGUGUUUCCCAUAGUCUAGGAAACGUACCAGCAGGGAUUCGAACCGACAACCUCUGGCUUGCUAGUCAAGUCAUUUCCCGUUGCGCCAUUAGGUGGCUGAGCCCUGUAGAUACUACUAUUUAUUUUAUCAUUCCCAAAGUAAUCUGUUUUCAUGAGGAUGUAGAUCUAACUUCACUGUAAUACCAACAUCCCUGUAGUGAUUCGUGGCUUGAUGGAGCUUGUCUUAUUGCUACAAGUUGUAUGAUGUUUAAAUGGUGGCUUCUGUAAUCCUUGUAUAAGGAAUAUAUCGUAUUAGCCAGAUCUUUCUCCUAAUUUAAACUAAAUCAUAUCAAUUUCUCUGUUGCUGUCUCCAAUUGGACUUAGAUUACCUUCUAGUUUCAGUAGCUAGUUGGGUAGGAAAUCUCAUGAGUUUCUAAUGUAGCAAGAAGGAGACUAUGUUGUUUUGCACAGUGGUGAAACCCCUUAAACACAGAAGAGUGUGAAGGACUUUGGUUUGAAAAGGGACACCUGGCAUAUUGUAAGUGUUUGCUUCUGCCGUUUCUGUUCCACACAAGUCUUGUCUGUUGGCAUCAUUCCAGGCCUCAAACUGAUGUUUGUUUGGAUAAAUAUUCCCAAAACAUGUGUUAAGAUUUUGAUAAACUUGUUUUGUAUUCAGAAGAGUCUGUAAAACACCCUGUGUUUGGCUGCUAGACCAAACAUGUUUUCCUAGUUAGUAGGAUGGGUGUUGACAGGAUAAAUUUGAAGACUAGCUCCAUGUUAAUUGGAUUAAAAAUAAGCUUAAUGUUAAAUGUCGUAUGUGUGUGUUUUCUGUACACACUACAGACUUGUUUGUCUAUAACUUAUCCAUUCCUGAAAGCUUAGUGCAGAAUAACAAGCCAGGAAAAAGGUGUUCUGUUGAUUUGUAUAUGGUCAGAAUCUGGAAUGAGUCAACUCUAAAGAACAGUGGGAGCAAACUGUACAUAUGCACAUGAUCUUGAAGCCAAAUAAUCUACAUUUGUAAAUUAAGGAGGUUUGACACCAGCAAGUUCUCAAGCACAGUACAGACGUGGUUUAAUGGGUGUGCUCAUUCAGUGCAGGAAAAAAUGCAGGCACCUAAAUGUGGCGGAGGUGUUUGGAUUUUUUGCACCACCUUUGGAGAUCAACCCUUGUACUUUUAAGCAGCCUAGAAUUGUCCCUUUCAGGCAGUAAAUUUGACAUUUAUGUGAAAACACUUUUUUAUUGGCAAAGCUGGUCUUUUAAUAACAAAUUGCUACUUGUGUUAUGUUUGAGCUGGCUAGCCCCUUGGUCAAAUUUUGUAUGCAGAGUGCAUCCUGGACUGGUGAAAUUUGCUAAUCAUGAAUAAAUCCUUUUUUUAAAAAAAAAAGAUGACUACCUGGUUAAGUAAACUCAGCCAGCCCUGUGCAAAUACUGCAAUUGCACAGAUGUCACAAAAUGUCUAUUAGCCCACUUGCCUGCACACACAUUUGUGGCAUUCCCUUAUUCUUUGUGAUCAGGGGAGUGGCUGCGUACAAGAUCUGAAUAAGUAACUUUUGCAUCGUUGACGGGACGGCGCAUCCCUGCGUGUUGUCCUAGUCCUUUCUUCAGCGAACCUCCUUAAAUUGCACAUAUGUGUUACUGUUCCUAUGUAUGUGUGUCUCUCUAUCACAUAAUCCAGCACUUCUUUCCUCAGCCAAUUGGCUAGGGGCCGAGCCUAGCCAAGAUUUUACCUCCAAUGGACGCACGUUUCUUUGGUGAAGAUUUCUCCUGAGAGUUCGAGACUAGCAGAAAGAAGCGAGGAAAUUGCGACCGUUUGGUUCUUACGGAUAGGUAUUUAUGUAUUUGGGUUUGUGUACAUGUAAGCUAUUUGCCUUUCCAGAAAAAAAAACCAUAUUUUAGCAAGGGAGUGUUGAAUGGUUGAACCAUAAACGGUAAGAACGAUAAAGAAAUUGGUUCCUCUUUAAAAUAUGAAGAUAUGCUGCCUUUAAUUGUAAUCUUUAAGGGGGAAUUGACUUUAAAAGUCUUUUUUUUAGUGGGCGAGAAGUGAUUAUUCAGUUUAAAUUAAUAUAACCCAUUAAUUUCUUUUUUUCAAUUGUAUGUGGUAAGUAUUUGUAUGACGGCAGAAACUACAGCCCGAAGUUUUUUUAUGGACCAUGUUUUUCAUGUUGCAGGUAUGAUGGCCGUGGUCACCUGCACGACCUUUCUGAAUAUGAUGCUGCAUAUUCCACCUGGAACAGAGACUACCAGUUGUCCGAAGAGGAGGCUAGAAUAGAAGCCCUCUGUGAUGAAGAGAGAGGAAGAAUAUAAGAGGCUGAGCGAAGCUUUGGCGGAAGACGGGACCUAUAAUGCAGUGGGUUUCACGUACAGUAGUGAUUAUUAUGAUCCUUCUGAGCCUACUGAGGAAGAGGAACAGCCUUCGAAAGCAAAAGUUGCUUCAACCAAGUUGGAAAAUGUAGAAGAAAAUGAAGAACCUUUUAUUGCCCCUGUGGGACUGAAUGUACCGUCUGAUGUAGAACUGCCGCCGACUGCCAAAAUGCAUGCCAUCAUAGAGCGGACUGCAAAUUUUGUCUGCAAGCAGGGGGCCCAGUUUGAGAUCAUGCUGAAAGCAAAGCAGGCUCGGAAUUCCCAGUUCGACUUCCUGCGCUUCGACCACUACCUCAACCCUUACUACAAGUUUAUUCAGAAAGCAAUGAAGGAAGGGCGAUACGCCGCGCCUUCGGAAAAGAAAAAGGAGGAGGAAAAAGAUUCAGAUGAUGCUGACGAAGAUGACGACGAUGAUGACGGAGAUAACUACCUUCAUCCGAGCCUCUUUGCAUCCAAAAAGCGGAGCAGGCUUGAAGAGCUGAUGAAGCCUCUCAAGGUGGUGGAUCCUGACCACCCACUGGCGGUACUCGUCCGCAAGGCACAGGCAGACAAUAAUCUAGCUUCUUCUCAAGCCUCAGAGAGAGCAGCUGUUCAAGCCUCACAAAUAGAAUAUCCUUCGGAUUCUGCCAUGGCAGCCAUGUAUUACAGCUACUACAUGCUGCCGGACGGAACGUACUGCCUCGCCCCCCCGCCCCCAGGCAUCGACGUCGCCACUUACUACAGCGCGCUGCCUGCAGGCGUGACUGUGUCGAGCGCUUCAGGAGUUAUGACCAUCACGGCACCACCACCCCCCGGCACCACACCGCCACCGCCUUCAGAGGCGCCUGAUGACGCGGGCAGAACCGUGCCUGCCACCACAUCUGCAAGCGCCAUUCCGCCAGUGGCGGCGAUCAUCCCGCCACCCCCGGACAUCCAGCCAGUAAUUGACAAGCUUGCCGAAUACGUCGCUCGGAAUGGAAUUAAAUUUGAGACCAGCGUCCGUGCCAAGAAUGAUCCGAGGUUUGAAUUCCUGCAGCCCUGGCACCAGUACAAUGCCUAUUAUGAAUUUAAGAAACAAUUCUUCCUUCAGAAAGAGGCCACCGACAACUCAAAGCAGGUGGCAUCUUUACCAGAGGACGUCCCUGCCGAUUCUGCCAACACGGCGCCCGGAGAAGCUCAGUUUCCCUCAGACCCCCCAGCUGAAGACCCAGAGUCUGCUGAUCAAGGAGGCGCCAAGAAGGACCCGAACGUUAUCAGAUUCGCCAGCGACGGCAAACUGAUGAAAGCGUCGUUUGCCCCCAUCAGCUUUGCGAUCCGAGCCAAGGAGAACGACAUGCUUCCCUUGGAGAAAAACCGCGUGAAACUCGACGACGACAGCGACGAGGAAGGGGAAGAGGGCAAGGAAGGCCAGGAGAGCGCCAGUGGGGCUGCCAGCAGCAGCAGCACGGCCUUUGCCGCCUCCAGCAGCGCCGCUGAAGAGAAGAAGCCCCAGCUGACGCAGGAGGAGCUGGAGGCCAAGCAAGCCAAGCAGAAGCUAGAGGACAGGCUGGCAGCUGCAGCGAGGGAAAAGCUAGCCCAGGCCUCCAAGGAAUCAAAGGAGAAGCAGCUCCAGGCGGAACGGAAAAGGAAAGCCGCCCUCUUCUUGCAGACCCUGAAGAAUCCCUUGGCAGAAGCAGAGGUGGAGAAAAUGGAGGAGAGUGUCUUUAAUAUAGAGGCCAUCACCAACCCACCUUGUGCUCUGCUGACCAGCGCCCGGACGCUCCCAGCCUUGGAAGCCAAGGCCCCCGAGAGGCCUCCCAGCAGAAGCCGAGAUCUUCCCAGGCAGGAAGAGAAGGAGAAGAAGAAGAAGAAGCACAAGAAGCGGUCCCGCUCCCGCUCGCCCCCUUCCAAGUACCACUCCUCGUCCAAAUCCAGGGCCCGGUUCCAUUCGAAAGCUAAGCACUCGCUCCCCACUGCCUAUCGGACUGUCCGGCAUUCCAGACUCCCAGAAUCCCCAGGGACACUGAGAAUGGAGCCGCGGCUGAGCAGCCCAUCCAUGGGAGCGGCAGCAGAGCGCGGGGAUUCUCAGGCAGCCUCGACCACGCCCAGAUAUGACUGCCGGAGCUCUCUUGAGGGGAAUCCUGGUAACACGUCAAGGUCUCGCUCGAGAUCACCCAGGAGAAGGGCGCACACCCCUGAAAGGCGCAGAGAAGAAAGGAGCGUCCCGACAGCGUACCGGGUUAGCAACAGUCCAGGAAUGAGCAGGAGACGUACACGUUCCAGAAGUCCUCACGAAAAGAAGAAAAGGCGAUCUCACUCCCACGCCAAGUCCAAAGCCAGGUCUCACUCGCCCUCUGCUUCACCAGGCAGACAGUCUGCGCCCAAGAAUUCCACCCACUCCGCCAGCGUCUCUCCCGUGGAGAGCAGGGGGUCUAGCCAAGAGCGUUCCAGGGGAGUCUCUUUGGAAAAAGACGGCCAGAUCUCGUCGGCAAUCGUAUCUUCAGUACAGAGUAAAAUAACUCAGGACCUGAUGGCUAAAAUGAGGGCAAUGCUCGCAGCUUCCAAAAAUAUCCCGACGAGUGCUUCCUGAGACUGAAAGGAUCACCGGAAGAUCAUGUACAGAUAGGAUACUUCUUUUGUUCACACGGUUCCUAAUCUCGGACAGCAGAUUUUGAGAAGCUGAAAUCCUCACUGUGUACAGAAGAGAAGAAUUUUCCAAUGGGACUUCCCUUUGAUAUUUAAAACAAAAGAGCCGCCUUGGGGGUUUUCUAAAUUCCAUUUUGACCGCUUGUCCAGUAAGAUUUUGCAACGCACAGUGUCUGUAUAUUUGUAAAUAUGACGUUUCUGUGAGUGUCCCACAAAUAAAAAUGCAAAGAGACACUUUUAUUAGCAAAAUG
Hemicordylus capensis (graceful crag lizard) is the source of this 8064-nucleotide messenger RNA. It is a transcript of the gene SFSWAP, whose product is annotated as splicing factor SWAP. Lineage: Eukaryota; Metazoa; Chordata; Lepidosauria; Squamata; Cordylidae. Gene Ontology annotation, biological process: RNA processing; mRNA 5'-splice site recognition. Gene Ontology annotation, molecular function: RNA binding. The transcript has 18 exons. Bases 5130 to 7757 code for a protein of 875 amino acids. The record is from RefSeq and is a predicted model, not a curated record.